CCGCCCGUCUGCCUUCAUUCCUCCCUUUCUUCCUCCCGCCCCGUACCAGCGGGUACCGGGCGCUCCCGAGCCGCAUAGGCCGGCAACGCCGCUGGCGCAGCGCGGGCCCGCGGGGGCCUCGGGCGGGCCCGGCCGCCCGUCCCUUAUUGAAGAAUGCGAGACCUAACGGCUCAGGUAACGAGCAGUCUGCUGCAGUUUCCAGAGGUGACUGUUGAGGCACUUGGGGAAGAUGAGAUCACCCUAGACUCUGUGCUGUGUGGGAAGUUUUCUGGAGGCAGAAGUGGCCUGGCGUGGCUGGCGUGUGGUCCCCAGCUGGAGGUGGUGAACUCAGUGACAGGAGAGCGGCUGUCUGCGUAUCGCUUCAGCGGAGUGAACGAGCAGCCUCCCACUGUUCGUGUGGUGAAGGAGUUUUCUUGGCAGAAGAGGACUGGGCUCCUGGUUGGCUUGGAGGAAGCAGAGGGAAGUGUUCUCUGUCUGUACGACCUUGGGAUCUCAAGAGUGGUUAAAGCAGUUGUUCUUCCAGGAAGGGUGACGGCCAUCGAACCCAUCAGCAACGAUGGCGGAGCCAGCGUGAGCACCCGGCACCUGCAUCAGAGUCUGCGAUGGCUCUUUGGAGUGGCAGCAGUGGCCACAGAUGUUGGCCAUGUCCUUCUGGUUGACCUUUGUUUGGAUGAUUUGUCUUGCAGUCAGAAUGAAGUAGAAGCGUCGGAUCUCGAAGUUGUCACUAGAAUUCCUGCUGAAGUUCCACAAAGAAGAGAAGCUGUGACUAGAGAAGGGAGGCAUCUCUGUUUUCAAUUACGAAGUCCUUCAGGAACAGCAGUAUCAACCCUGUGCUACAUAAGCAGAAGCAACCAGCUCGUUGUGGGUUUUUCUGAUGGCUACUUGUCACUAUGGAACAUGAAAACUUUGAAGAGGGAGCAUCACUCCCAGCUUGAAGGAGGAAGGAUUCCUGUCUAUGCAGUUACUUUUCAAGAGCCUGAGAAUGAUCCCCGCAAUUGUUGCUAUUUGUGGGCUGUUCAGUCUACACAACAAAGUGAAGGUGAUGUUGUGAGUUUACAUCUGUUGCAGUUAGCAUUUGGUGACAGGAAACGCCUGGCAUCAGGACAAGUCAUGUACGAGGGUUUGGAAUACUGUGAUGAAAGGUACAAUUUAGAUCUCACUGGUGGAAUCUUUCCCUUGAGAGGGCAGACCAGCAAUACUAAAUUACUCAGCUGUCAAACCAUAGAAAAAUUUCGCAACCAUGCUGACAGAGAGGAUAGCGUUAAUGAAGUAAUCUCUCCUGACACCAGUGUAUCAAUCUUCAGCUGGCAAGUGAAUACCUAUGGUCAGGGAAAACCAUCUACUUAUUUGGGUGUGUUUGACAUCAAUCGCUGGUAUCAUGCUCAAAUGCCAGACUCACUGAGGCCAGAAGAAUUCCUUCAUGAUUGCCCCUAUUUUGCACUGUGGUCACUGGAUCCUGUAAUAAGCAUGACUUCUCCAAACCUCAUUUUGGAUAUUCUGGUACACGAGCGUAGUCUAAGUCGGGGGGUUCCUCCUUCUUAUCCACCACCUGAACAGUUUUUUAAUCCAAGCACCUAUAAUUUUGAUGUGACGUGCUUGCUCAACUCGGGAAUUGUUCACAUGACUUGCACCGGCUUCCAGAAGGAGACCCUGAAGUUUUUGAAGAAAUCUGGUCCUUUAAUAAGUGAAGCCAUUCAUGACAGCUACACUCGGUGUCUUGUAGCUGGCUUGCUGUCUCCAAGACUGGUUGAUGUCCAGCCAUCCAGUCUGAGUCAGGAGGAGCAGUUAGAAGCAGUGUUGUCAGCUGCUGUGCAAACAGGUUCUUUAGAGCUUCUGACGGGAUGCAUUAAACACUGGACUUCAGAAGAGCAGCCAAGUUCUGCUGGAAAUUUACGGUUUGUUCUUGAGUGGACGUGGAACAAAGUGAUCUGUACAAAAGAUGAACUGGACCAAAUAUGUGUUCCACUGUUUGAUGGCUCCUGCAACUUCAUUGAUCCACAGACAUUACAGUCCCUUCAGCACUGCCAGCUGCUUCUGAGCAACCUCAGCACAGUCCUGAACUGUUUUCUAACAGAAGCCCGAGAGCUUACUGAGAAAGGUUUUUCAGACUUAACAAAUAAGCAGGUGGUAACCAGCCUCAUUUCUUUGUAUGCACAAGUGGUGAUCUGGUUCUGUCGAUCCAGUCUCCUUCCCGAGGGUUUAGAUGAUCACAUGCAUUUGUCUAGACCUUUCUACAAUUACCCUCUGAUUCAGAGCUACUAUACGGGUCACCGACAGAAACUUGAGCAUUUAUCAAGAGGAAAAUGGGAUUCUGACUGCUUGAUGAUUGAUGGAAUGGUUUCCCAGUUGGGAGAGCAAGUGGAGAAGUUGUGGCAGAGAGAUGAAGGCGGCACUGGGAAAUACCCACCUGUUAGUUUACAUGCACUGCUGGAUCUCUAUUUGCUAGAAAGCAUUGAAGAAAGUGACAAACAUGCAAUUACAAUUUACUUGCUGCUGGAUAUCAUGCAUUCCUUUCCAAAUAAAACAGAAACUUCAAUUGACUCCUUUCCAACUGCCUUUGCUAUCCCUUGGGGUCUUGUUAAGCUUAUUCAAGGGUUUUGGCUCCUAGAUCACAAUGAUUAUGAAAAUUCCCUGGCCCUGCUCUUUCAUCCGGCUACAAUCAAGACAGUGUCAUGGCAACACAUGAGGAUAAUUCAGUCCCUCAUGUGCCAGGGAGAGCACAGGCGAGCCCUCAGGUACAUCCAGAUGAUGAAGCCAUCGAUGUCCAGCAGCAGUGAAGUGCGGCUGCUCCUCACUGUGUUGUUGUCCAACAGUGUUCCCAUUCCUUUCCAUGUCCAAAACCUGAACUGCAGGUGCAUGGUGGAGGCUUGGAGUCUGCUGCAGCAGCACACCACGAAGUUAAACAUAGAAGAACUGCUGAAGUACAUGUAUGAAAUCUGUCAGGAGAUGGGGCUCAUGGAGGAUUUGCUGAAGCUGCCCUUCACAGACACAGAAAAAGAGUGUUUGGAGAAGUUUUUACAGGCCAAAUCUGGUGUUCAGAACCGUGAAUUCCUCUUAGUCCACCAUCUGCAGCAUGCCAACUACAUCCCAGCACUCCAGCUGAAUCAGUCCAUGAAGGCCAGUCUGACGAAUGAUCGUGAUCCUCGCUUGAGAGAGAGAGCAGUUGCCAGAAAUUCUCUGUUAGACCAGUAUGGCAAGAUCCUUCCCACAGUUCAAAGGAAGCUGGCAGUAGAGCGAGCCAAGCCGUACCGUUUGCCUUCGUCGGUCUUAAGAGAAGUCCCAAGGCCAAAGCCUUUAUCCACAGCAACAAGGCAAGCUAAUGCAGGAAAUGUACAUACAAGAGCAACUUUCAUCAGUAAAGUGUUGUCCAAAAUUGGAGAAGUAUGGUUAGGAAAUGAGCAGAAAACAAAUAUCUCACUAUAUGAUAGUCCUAGAACUACAGAGGCAGCAGUCAGUACACAUCCUCUCCCUGCUGCUGAGUUGCCUGAUGCAUUUCUUGGGACACCUAUUACAAAACUUUCUCAAAAGUGUUCAAGGUUGCUGGAUUUGGUGGUUCGUCCUGUUCCUUCCUGCGCUGAGGCACAGGAGGGGAACUGGCAGUCCCCAUGCAGGGCUUCUACUUCUUCUGUGGCGUCCAGCCCCCUGAGAUCAAAUACACAUCGCUCCAGCUCCCAAAAGAAUCUUCGAAGAGCAUCAGAGUUGAAUUUACUAGAAACUCCUCUUGUGGUCAAGAGAGCUAAAGUUUUGGCCACAUCUUCUGGUUUUCCUGGGUUUACUCCUCAGUCUAUUCUCAGGUCCAGCCUUCGCACUACACCCCUAGCAACUCCCUCUGCAUCCCCAGGACGAUCAGUUACUCCUCCUCUACGAGCAAAGGAACCUAGAAUAUCUUUCAGGGAAGAGAGCUCACAUGCUAAGUGGACUGUCGGGGUGACAGAAGACGAUAAAGCACUAUUUGGAGCUUCAUCUGAGCAUCAUCAUGGUUUGGUGGAGGAUGCUUGGUCUGAAAGUAGAACUAAACCAGCUCUGUUUACUCUGAGCAAUCCUGGGUAUGAUCAUGCUGAAUUACAGGAGUCUUUAGAAAACAUGCCUGGAGAUGAUUUGGAGAAGGUGGAUGUCAGCAAGGAAAAUAGUAAUUUCUCUGUCAGAUCAGACCAGACUACUUUGGAGUAUCAUGAUGCAAAAUCACCUGGUGAUUUUGAGGAUGAUGUCAUCUUUAUAGCUGCUAAACCAGCUAAUUCUUCCACUGAAGAAACUGUUGAUGUUCAAGAAAUGGAGAAAGAGGAAGAAAGUGAAAUGGCUGAAGAUAAACCUUUCCAAAUGAAACAACUAGAUCCUUCAGGACAAAGAAAAGAAGCAGGAUUUGUGGAAGAAUCAAAUGCUGAAUGUCAUACCCCUCCUGAGCAUAAGUUGGUGUUUAAAGCUGCUGAGGCUGCAACUUCUGGUGCUGGAAAUGAAGGUGAAACAACCUACCAGAAGUCUGAAAUGACUUCUUCAUCAGAAGAAAAAGCUAUACUGGUUGCAACAAACCCACAACUCACUGAAUCGCCGGAGGCAGACAGUGAAUCUGUGAUAAGUAUCCUUGACAGUGAGGACAUGGUCAGUACCCCAUCUGAAAAUCACCUUGAGGGCAAGUGUGUGGAUUUACCUGAAGAACAUAACCCUGAAGCAGCUGAAGUUGAAGAAGUCCCUGUUUCUAAUAGUCCACCAAAAACUGAGGAAAUUAAUGUUAUAGAAGAUACCCCAGAACCAGCACCUGAAACAUCACCAUAUAGUGAGCUAGAUCCAUCAAGUAAUCUUCAUUAUAGCUAUGAAAAUAUAGAGCAACAGUUUGCAUGUGAUUUGCCUGAUAACAAAGACAGCGAAUGUGAUGCAGCUGAGGGAGAUGGAGACCUUUUUCUGUCUCAGAGUAAUUUUACCUUAGUUUUGGAAGGAGAAGAAGGGGAAGCAGAGAUGGGAGACCCUACAUCAGUAGAAGCUUCUAAACCAGAUGACACAACAAGAGAAGAAAAGCCUGUGACUAAUUUAGGAAAUACUGAAAGCCAGGAACAUGUUACAAACUCAGUGUCCACUGUAACUGGUGAUCAGGAAUCUCAAAAUAUUGCAGAGUCACUCCCAUAUGUGCCUGAACCUAUUAAGGUUGCCAUUGCUGAGAACUUACUGGAUGUAAUCAAAGACACGAGAAGUAAAGAAUUUACAUCUGAAGUUGUAGAACAAUCUAUUCAUGAAACCAUAGGUAGAAAGGUAACUAGAUUCCAGAAGGCAAAAGCUCCCUUAACGCCUGUGCUAGAAGCAGAGGGAGAGGAAACCAGCAGACAUCAUUAUGGUAUUGCUCCUAGAACACGCACAAGGGGACAGCUGAAUAGAAGUCUGAGUGUUCUGUCAGCAGGCACUCAGCAGCUGCUGAAGACAGACAGCCCAGCUCUGCUUGGACUGUCUCCUCGGAGAAGUACCAGGCGAACAAAAGAAGCAUCUGAGACUCCCAGACUCCAAACAGAGGAAAAUGCUCAAGAGGAGCAAAUACCUGUGACGCCUGUUACUCCUAGGAGAGGUAGGAAACCUAAACUGUCCAAUUUAGAAAAAACAGAAAGCAGCCAUUCCGAUGGGCAAACAUUGUCUGACAGUACGGGGCCUGUUACUCCCAGAAGAGGAUUAAGGAGAGCAAAGGAAGCUGCAUCUGAACUCCAAGAAGAGGCUAAUGAGGAAACGCCUCUUGCUGAAGGCAGCAUUAUUGCUUCUUUCACUUCCAGAAGGACUAAAGGAGGAAAAAGUUUAGCUGGAAAUCUAGAAACUGGCAAGAUUGACACUGAUCAUAAAGUAAAAACAGCAGUCAGUCCUAGUAGAAGUGCAAGAAAACUGAAAAGCUUUAAUUUACAGUUUACUGAAGAUACUGUCAAGGAUCAACAGGUGCAGCUUAGUGACCAACUCCUUUUACCUGUGCAGAGUAAAAGAGGCAGAAGAAGAAAGAUUAGUUCAUCAGAAGUUUCAGAAAAUUCUGAUCUUGAUGUGUCUAAAUCGUCGCUUCCUCAAACAGAAUUUAAACUUCCUGUCACGCCUAGAAGAAGUGCUAGGAAGGCAGCACAGAAUCUCUUGGCAGACCCAGAGUCUACCUCUUCUCAGGAAGACAUACAAUCAGGUGUGAAAGUAGAAGUCCUUGGUACCCCUAAGAGAAGAACUAGAAGAAUGCCACACGAGAAUCCAGAAAAAAUGGAUACUCAUGAGCAAACUCCUGCAGAGCCAAGUGAGGAGACAACCACACCCAGGACGACCGUAAGGACAGGGCGUCGGGGCAGGAAGAGGAGGUCAGUGUCUGAGGAGACCUCCCAAGGAUCUGGUGGCAGUCCUCUGCUGCUUGAAGACAUAAAUCCCUCAGGACGGGAUCAGACAUCAAGAGCUCUGACAGAUCGUGUUACAAGAACCAGAUCCCGAAGGACUGCCAUCCAUCAGAAAGAGUCUCUUGAGGAAAAUGAGGCUUUCCUUUUCUCUCCUCCUCUGACAAAGCUGACAAAGAAAUUUGAAGCUGGAAAAACAGACCAUCCUGUCCAGUUUAAAGACUUAGACCCAGAUUUGUCUUCUCAAUUUGUCUUUUCACCCCCUCUUUUGAGGUCAAGGAGAAAAAAUGUAUCUAGCAUUUCCCGAAUUGUGAAAGAAGCAGAGCUUCCAGCUAAAGAGGAAGAGGAUACCAAAUCCAUAGAGUCUGGGGGAAAGCAAAAAUUGAAGAGAGGUAGAACUCCAAAAUCAAAAAUAAAGAAAGCAAGCAGAACCACAAAAGAAGGUUCUUGGUCACCUCCACCUGUCGAAAUAAAAUUUAUCUCUCCUUUUGGAAGUCCAGUGGAUGGAACAAAAACCAAACAGAAAGAAACUACAGAUGCAGCAGGGAAGACCCUAAGAAAGAACAAAAAAAGACUGUCUAAUUUUCCAAAGCCAGUUGUGCGCCGGAAGAUGCUGUAACUGUUUUUUUAAGUUUAUAAUAUACACCACUGUUUGUAAAGUCAUCAAAAUUGUGUGAAUUAGUAAAAAGAAGAAAAAUCAUCUAAUUUGGAAGAGCUAAUUUAUAUAAAUUAUUGUAAAAUUUCAUAAAAAAAUGGUCUUCAGUAAGUAACUCCAUAUGGAGUGUGAUUUCCUCAGUCAAUGCAGUUUUCUAUUUUAUAUUAAGACUUCAUACAUUUAUAUAAUAUGUAAAUACAGCUUAUUUUAGGAAUGUUAAAUAAAAUGUAUACUUCACAAUGUGCUUACUGUCUGAUAGCUUAUUGAGGGAAUAUUGGGUUGAAUGACCUGUAUUGCUCAGAACUUUUAAUGUUGGUUUGUGGGAGUUACAGACUCUCAAAAGUAUUCCAAAAGUUUUUUAAAGGUUUGUUUAGAAUUCCUGUAACAAGUAAACAUUUUAAACAUACCAGUUUUAAUUUUAAAAUUAUGUUUGACCUUCUGGCACAAGUAAUUGGACUUACAAUACAAACUGGUAAUUCCUUAUGUUCAUGGUUAAGUUGUACUGUAUUGAAGUCAGAAUGUAAACAAUUGUGUUUUAAGCUGUGCAAUAUUUUUUUUUGUAUUUGUCUUAAACUUUGGGAAAGCUGCUCUUUAGUUCAUAAAACCAGAUCACACCUCAGAUGUGUCAUUAUUUCUUAAAAUUUGUUGUCAGCAAGAAGUUAACUGUACAGAUGGUGUGAUGCUUACAAUAGCAUAUCAGAUUUAAAGGGAUACUACCCAGAUACUUUGAAAUUUGAGACAAAAUUAUUUUCGUAAUAUGACUGCUUCUAUAAUUGAAAUACUUGUUGUCUGUAAACAUGCUUCACAGUAUUUGAAACCUGCAUAUUACAGCACUGAAAACCUGAUGGUAAAACCUAUAUAAUAGUCUGAAAAAGGUACAAAAAUGUACAGAAAUCUCAGUUACAAACCAUAUUUUUGAAUAAUUUUUCAUUAAGUCUUGGGUUAAGAAGUAGAUGUCCCUAUAAAGUUUCAAUUUGUAUAAAUAAAGUGACAAACCUAUUCUUUUAAAAGCAGA
This is a messenger RNA of Poecile atricapillus (Black-capped chickadee), 7999 nucleotides long. RefSeq names its product protein ELYS-like. The transcript has 36 exons. The record is from RefSeq and is a predicted model, not a curated record. Lineage: Eukaryota; Metazoa; Chordata; Aves; Passeriformes; Paridae. Bases 154 to 6948 code for a protein of 2264 amino acids.